GAAAAAGUAUAUAAAGCGAAUUGCGUAGGUUGUAAAGUAUCAGUCAACUGUAAAAACAUGGCAAAAGAAAAAGUGUUCGUACUAUUUUUCAUCGGAAUAAUAAUUUUCGAUCUUCAAAUAACAAGUGUAUAUUCUAAACCUGGAGACAAAAAAGCCACUACUGCAUCAACCGUAAGAAAUCGUAAAACCACAGCUAGCAGCAGUACUACUCGGACUACUAGCGGUAGCACUGGAAAUGUAGGAAAUCGCAAACUUAAAGCUGUUAGCACCACAGCACAUAAUGAUCAACUUUCGAAUCAUUCACGGAUAAGCGUUGGGUUUGGUGAUGACGAUUCGGGCUCAUCAAUUUGUGGUUGCUGUAGAAAAUCAAAUACUAAUAGUGCAUAUCCACAUCCAUAUGGCCCUGCUGCCCCUAUUUCUACUGCACCAAGCACUCAAUCAGGUGACAAGCUAGCAGGUAUGGUAGGUUUUGCAAGAGUGGCUGGCGUUACUGGUGGCUGGGGAGGUGAAGUGGUGCAGAUCAAUACAUUGCAGGAUCUUAUUCAGAAUGUCGGCGACGGCUACCCUCGGGUAUUGAUGAUCAACAGCGACAUCAAAGCAUCAUCCCUGACCAAAGUUCAAAUGGGAUCGUCCAAAUCGAUCGUCAGUACUAAUGGAGCAAUGUUAUAUAACAUCUAUUUGCGUGCCACACCGUCGUCAUCGAAUAUCAUUUUCCAAAACUUGGCGUUUGAACAUUCGCCAAACAACAAAGGCAACGAUGAUAUUCAGUUAUAUUUGAACUAUGGCACCGGAUAUUGGAUCGAUCAUUGCUCUUUUGUUGGACACAAAUGGUCCCCCGAUGAUAGAAGUCAGGAUAAACUUCUUUAUAUUGGCCAAGAAGCAAGCUUAGCCACCAUAAGCAGCUGUUACUUCGGCAACCACAGGUACGGACUAAUCUUUGGACAUCCGGGGGAUGAUGAUAAUGUAGUGGCUGACGGUAAUACUCGCGUGACCAUCUACAAAAACCAUUUUGAAAACUUGGACGUUCGAGCACCGGGCCUGUUUCGUUAUGGGCAUUACCAUGUAUUCAAUAAUUAUAUUGAAAAUUACGGUCUGGGCUUCACGGUGGCAAUGAACGGCGACGUUGUUUCUGAGUACAACUAUUUCGGAAGUAGCACCACCAAGAAUGGCAUGUUAGAUGAUAAGGGUAAUGGAGCAUUUAUUGAUACCGGUAGCUAUCCACCUAUCACAAAUAUAAUAUCGCCAAGAGUCAGUUGGAAUCCUGCGUCAAUCUAUAGUUAUCAACCUGUAACUAAUGCAAAUCCUGGAAUGAUCAAAUAUCAAAGAAAAAGUAUCACAUCAGCUGGCUUCCAAUCCCCUAUAAUUCCGCCGCCAAUGCAACACAUGAUAUCUCCUCCAAUUUUUCCAAGUUUACCUUGAAAAAUCGCAUCAAAACUAGAACAUUUUCGUUUAAUGUUCGCCGUUAUAUCGAGCUUAUCUUAAAAAUAUAAAAAUGAGCAUUUCUUUUUAAAAACAAAAAUAAAUUAUGUGAAAUUCGUCGAUUGGCUCAUUGUUUGUGUUACAAUAAAAUUCUUUAUGUGAAAUAAUCACACGUG
Messenger RNA from Contarinia nasturtii (swede midge), 1595 nucleotides. Its product is annotated as pectin lyase-like. Lineage: Eukaryota; Metazoa; Arthropoda; Insecta; Diptera; Cecidomyiidae. Gene Ontology annotation, molecular function: pectate lyase activity. The transcript has 8 exons. The coding region runs from base 58 to 1419 and encodes 453 amino acids. The record is from RefSeq and is a predicted model, not a curated record.